UGGUCGCACCACAUCCUGGCAGGGCGCGCUGCAACCUCCAGCAGCGGGAACCGGGAUGGGGGGACAGCCGUGACCUGCCGUCGUGCCGGCGAUGCCACGGCACCGGGAUGCUUCUUGGCUGCGCUCGGAAUUCCUGACACACCGGCAGCUGCGGAAACCGCGCGUUUUCUGCGGGAAAACAGCCAGACCCGCGGGGGGCGCGGGGGGCACCCGGCACCGCACCAACCGGGGCCGCUCCGAGCGCCGGCGGCGCGUCUGUGCCCGCGGCCACCGGGUGUCACCGCCCCGGUGAGCGCGGCGGGGCCGGGCCUGGCCGGGCCACCCCCCCGGGCCGGCAGCGGCGGCGAGAAGGGACCGGCGGCGGAGGGGCCGCGGCGGCGAAAGGAUGUAUGGAUUUAUAAACACAUGCCUGAAGUCUUUGGUGGUUGAAAAGUAUGGUGAAGAAACAUGGGAAAAAUUAAGACUGCAGGCUGGAGUCCAGGAUUCUUUCUUGACUUUUGAGGUUUACAAAGAUGAGAUCACAAUGCAGCUUGUCGACAAAGCCUGCAAAGUAUUAGGUGUUCCUGCUGACUUGGUUCUGAGAGAGUUUGGAAAGUAUUUCUUUGAAUUCUGUAAGCGCUCAGGCUAUGACCACAUGCUGAGGACACUGGGUGGAAAUCUCUAUGAGUUCAUAGAGAACCUGGAUGCAUUGCACAGCUACCUGUCCCUAUCUUACCAGGAAAUGAAUGCACCAUCUUUUAGAGUAGAAAAGAAUGAAGAUGGGUCAAUGCAUUUACACUACUAUUCAGACAGAAGAGGUCUGUGCCAUAUUGUACCAGGAAUCAUUGGUGCAGCAGCCCUGGAUUUUUUUAACAUUGAGAUUUCAAUGAAAAUAGUCAAUCAAACAGAAGAAGAGGAAAGAACUGGGAAAAAAGAACAUAUUGUUUUUCUUGUCACUCAAAACCCUGUAUUUCCAUGCAAGGAAAGAAAUGAAAUUUCUUCCUCACCUCAAUGUCUUGUUGACUCUGAAAAACAAAGUGAGAGCCAACUGAAUAAAGAGGACCUUGAAAAAGCCAAGAAUACAGUGGGAGACAGAGGAAACUCUGUCUGUCCUGUUAAGAAAAGUCACUGGAAAACAUUAAGAGGAAUAAUUGCAUUAGGAAAAGGUAAGCUCCUGAGAGGAUUUGAUCCUGUUUAUCCCAAGAGCCUCUGGAUUGACACAAAAACAUUUUGCAAUGGACUUCCUUUCCAUAUGGUUUUUGACAAAGAGCUCAGAGUGAAGCAAGCUGGGGUGAGCAUUCAAAAGAUUGUACCUGGCGUUCAGACCAUGGGCAUCUCCUUGGAUCAGUACUUCAGGAUCGUUCACCCCGAAGUACCCUUCACCAUCUCCAGCAUCCAGAAAUUCAUCAACAGCCAAUUUGUUUUCCAGACUAGAAGAGAGAUGAUGCCAGAGUCAUGGAAACAACGGCCAAUGCUAGAGCUGAGAGGGCAGAUGAUGUGGAUGGAGUCCCUGCAGUGCAUGCUCUAUCUCUGCUCGCCUUUGCUUCGCACUUUGCACGAGCUGGAGGAGCGACAGAUGCACAUUGCAGACAUUGCACCUCACGAUGUGACCAGGGAUUUGAUCCUUCUCAAUCAGCAGCGGCUGGCAGAGAUGGAGCUCUCUAACCAGCUGGAGAGGAAGAAGGAGGAACUGCGGAUACUGUCAAAGCACCUGGAGGAAGAGAAGAAGAAGACUGAAGCUCUGCUCUAUGCUAUGCUUCCCCAGCACGUGGCCAACCAGCUGAAAGAGGGGAAGCGAGUUGAGGCAGGGGAGUUCCAGGAGUGCACUAUAUUGUUCAGUGAUGUUGUGACCUUUACCAACAUCUGUGCCCAAUGUGAGCCUAUUCAGAUAGUUCUCAUGUUAAAUUCAAUGUACCUGCGAUUUGACAGACUGACCACGGUGCAUGACGUGUACAAGGUGGAGACAAUUGGAGAUGCCUAUAUGGUGGUAGGUGGGGUCCCUGUGCCUGUUCCCACUCACGCUGAGCGAGUUGCUAAUUUUGCCUUGGGGAUGAUAAUUGCAGCUAAAGGAGUACAGAACCCAGUUUCUGGAAAUCCUAUCCAAAUUCGAGUUGGGAUCCAUACAGGUCCUGUCUUGGCUGGAGUUGUUGGAGAAAAGAUGCCUCGUUAUUGCUUGUUUGGAGACACAGUGAAUAUUGCUUCCCGGAUGGAGAGCCACGGUGUGCCCAGUAAAAUACAUCUGAGCUCCAGUGCCUAUCAGUGCCUAAAAUACAAGAAUUUCGAGAUUACUGAGAGAGGAGAAAUAGAAGUAAAAGGCAAAGGGAAAAUGCAUACAUACUUCCUCAUUAGAAAUAAAACUGCAACUGAGAAUGAGAUUAUGGGAAGGCCAAUGAAAGACUUAGAUUCUGGCCAUGAAUCUGUUCAAUCUUUUCAAGAAGGCAGGACUGAAACAAUACCAAGUUCUCAUCAGCCAGUUACUCAGACUCAGCCAGAGAAGGACCAGACCCCAGCUAUUGCAAUGAAGUAUGUUGAUGGUCCCACAGAUGCCCAAAACAGCCUCCAAAGAAGAAAUCAAAGGAAAAUUGCAGAUUUAACAGGUCUUUUGCUGGGCAAAGGAAUUAUGCAGUAGAAGUGCAGAAUAGAUCUAAUACAACCUGUAUUUUUGCAUCCUGAAAGGAAAAUAGCAUGUACUUGAUAGCAUCCAACAGUAAAAAAAGCAUCUGUGACCUUUGAACCAGCCGUCCAUGUGUGGUGGGCGCAGAAGGACAUGUAAAUGGUGGAGUUAUGUAGCAUCAAAUUUGUCACAACACUGGAGGACUGCUCAAGGCCUGUGCACUAUUUGAGACCUUCAGAUGAGUUUCCAGUUUAUUACUCAUUUUGUCAAUCCAGCUAAACAAAAGUAAAGUUUCAAGACUGCAGAGGGAGCCUGUCAGUGCUGGAACUAAUGUUGCUAACGUCAUUGAGAACAACAGCGUUGAAGAUCAACAUCACUUACCUGGUGUCAGAGGCUGCUCAGCUGAAUUACUUCCAUGCUGAUAUAUUCUUAGAUUAUGCCUGAUCAGAAAUGGCAGAGAAAAAUUGAAGUUCAACUGUCAGGGAUUUCAGACACAGGAGCAAAAAUACAAUGGAUAUAACAGCUGUGGACAAUUCAGUGCAUCAUAAAUUGUGCUCUCACUCCUAUAAAUGGAGCUUGGACUAGGUGGGUGACUUUGACAGGAGAUGCAUCCUGCACACUGAUUUAUUACCUUUGGGCUUGGAUUCCUUGUCUAAGGGUGCCAGCGUGAGACCAGUUUGAACUUUGAGCAAGAACUCACUGGAGAAGGUGGUUGCUCCUCUGUAACAGUCUGGAGCAUCAUAUUUCCACCUCUGUGUCCACGGCAAGAGCGAGGCUCUUUAAACGCCAGAUAGAGGUAAGACUGAUGAAAGGCAUCUCCUCCUCUUUAUAGUAUAACAAGAUGAAAUUUCACCUGGUUAGAUUUUUUUUUUUUUUUUUCAAAUCUCUGAGACAGUAGCUCCCUAGUCUGGGUGCUCUACAGCUCUGUCUGCAGGAGCAGACCACUAGAGGAGGAUGCGUAGAGUGAAACCAUCAGUACUGUUGUCCAAACUACAAGUAUUUCAGAGGGUUUUCUGGUGUGGUCCCAUGCACUGAAUACCUGCUAGCUGUUGGAGCACCUUAUAAGCACAUCCUCUGACUUAGUUUCAUCCAGAAAAGAUCCAUUUUUUUGCUCUGAGACCACUCUACAAUGUGAAACAAAGUAAGGUAAGUGGGUUUGCCCAGGAAAUUCACUCAGGAGUGUAGUCCUGACUCUGAUUGAAAUGCUGUUGUAGGCACACCCUCCAACAGGAGCACUUUCCACCGUACAGCUGAGCAGCACUGUUCAUGGAGAAUGCAGUUUUAUGAAUGGCAAGCUUUUUUAUUUAUUUGGAUUUUGCUAUCUGGGCAUUGUUCAUUCUUUGGCAAGGGAGAGAUCUACUGUAGGUUGAUGCUGCAUCUAAGGAUUAUAAUUGUUAAGUUGGGGAUCAAGAUUUCAAGCAUUUGACUGUGUGUUACCCUCAGACACACAAUAUCUAAAUUUCACCUUCAUCCUCAGUAAGUCCUUCCCCCUGUUCAUGGAUUUGUGCUCUUGUAUUACAACCGUAGCUUUAAAAAGACUUUCCUAAAGAGAGAUAAUACCCAAUUUCUCUCUCACAAUGACACAAAUGUGAAAUAACAGUUAAAUCAGCACUAUCCCAUUGAUUGAAGUCUAGAACCAUCUCUGAUGAGAGUCUUUUGUCUCCAGCCUAGAGACAUGUUUCACUACUCUUGACUAGUUGUGCCAAUGGAGUGGAGAACAUGUCAUUUAACAAAUGGCAGUGGUGGACUCCAUCAUUAUUGGCAUUCACUAUGGAAAUAUAAAGCUACUUUAGUCCCAAGCCCAAGUGUGACACAGGACUUUACAUCUCUCAGUGUCCAGUGCUCGUCCAGGAGGGAACAUCCUGCUGUCUCAGCUGCUCUUGCAGUCCCACACCUGCAUGGCUGAAUACCACUGACCACCUCUCUGAGAAAAGGAAUUUCUGGUCAGAAAUUGUCCAACAAGCCUGACCAUCAGUGAGUAGGGUUUAGUAUAUAUUCUGGGGUUUAAUAUAGAUAUAUUAAACUACAGAGUAGUUUUAGGUAGAAGCUCAGAGCUCCUCUGAACUUGUAUGGAUCCUCCUGGGAAGAAGAAAGAAAAGGACCAUGGUGUAAUUGCUGCCAGCAUCUCUCUGUCUUUUAACACUCGCUUUGCUUAUACCUGCCCUUUUUGCACUGAACCAUCUAUGGUUCAUAUUGGAAUGUUUUAAUUGCCAUUGAGUGCUCCAUGGUAAGUUACUUCAUGCUGUACUGUGGUAAAAAUGAUGUGCUAAGUGAUUUCUUUGUGGCCUCUGCUACAAUCUGGUUCUCCUGGAGAUAUAGAGCUAGGUCGAAUCUGCACAGCUGCUUCUGAAAAUUCAUGUGCCUGUGUAUCAUUAUGUGUUCUUAAAUCUGUGGGCACUGCUAAAGACUGCAAAAAUAUAAUUAAAAAAUAAAUCCAUUAAUAUACCAACUGC
Molecule: messenger RNA, 5046 nt
Organism: Pipra filicauda (Wire-tailed manakin)
Lineage: Eukaryota; Metazoa; Chordata; Aves; Passeriformes; Pipridae
Product: guanylate cyclase soluble subunit beta-2-like
Exons: 16
Coding region: 386-2608 (740 amino acids)
Biological process (GO): cGMP biosynthetic process; response to oxygen levels
Cellular component (GO): guanylate cyclase complex, soluble
Molecular function (GO): guanylate cyclase activity; heme binding
Source: RefSeq, a predicted model, not a curated record